Molecule: messenger RNA, 405 nt
Organism: Cooperia oncophora
Lineage: Eukaryota; Metazoa; Nematoda; Chromadorea; Rhabditida; Trichostrongylidae
Source: the annotation of a GenBank genome assembly
AUGUGUGUGCUGUCAUUUGUUCAUCUCUUGUAUCCCCUCGAAUAUAUGUUCCCUGUCAUACCGCUGCUUCCCGCUUACAUGCCAUCAGCUGAACAGCUACUGCUUGCCCCUACUCCUUUUGUUAUUGGAGUCCCAGCAUCGUUUUUUGCUCACAAACGAAUCAAGGAAAUACCGAGUGACCUUAUUCUAGUUGAUCUGGAUACUAACCACAUCACAGUACCAGAAGACGUCUUUAUUCCUAAUUUACCUGAACCGGAUGCUACGAUUCUAAAGAACAGCCUCAAUGCCGCAAUCAACAAAAUGAGUACAACUCUUGAUGAAGAACAUGCAGGACGUACCGACACAUGCUGUACUGUUGAUUCUGACAUGGUGGAUAUAUCGUGCCGGGUUGCCAUGGUUGUGUAG